Molecule: messenger RNA, 1075 nt
Organism: Ostrea edulis (European flat oyster)
Lineage: Eukaryota; Metazoa; Mollusca; Bivalvia; Ostreida; Ostreidae
Exons: 3
Coding region: 195-752 (185 amino acids)
Source: RefSeq, a predicted model, not a curated record
GCACUUACACGUACGGCACACCUGUUCUGAAUGGUUGAAAUUUGGAUCGAAAAAAAUAUAUUCGGGAAACUGCAUUAGCAAAAAUGUUGACAUGUUUGAUAGGUUUUAAUCUUUGAUGUAAUCGCUUGAAUACACAAUGAUACUGUUUUAUAAAUGAAUUUCACAGGUUCUUGGCGAUUCAUUUGAUAUUGGACAUGGCAACCAAGAUGCUGGAUUUCCACAAUUUCUGGAUGCUGAUUUGUGCUGCAUUCUUACAAGGAGGGGAUAUUGCUUUUGGACAGUUUAAUACGCAAUCUAACCCGAACUUAAUUGCGUCACCGUCAACUUUCCAAAGAGCAGGUGGACUGAAACCGAACCCGGUGCAAAAUAACGCAAAUUUAGGCAUGUUAGCCCAGCGUCAUUUCUAUAACAGUCUCAUGGGUCGUAUAAUGGACAUCAAUAAAAGUCAGUCGAGAAAGACCAAUCUGAACAAUGUAGAUGAAAUUUCAGAGUGGAAAUUCACGGAUCCGUACAACAUAGUGGACACAUGGGCGCCCCCUAGUGGAAGAUGGGAGUAUUUUGGCGACUGGAGGAAAUCGGACCGUGACCGUUUAAGUUAUACAGCCCCACCAGGGGCAAUUAGACGUACGAACAUUAUUAAGUACUUUUUCAGAAGAGGAAUUUUAUUUAGUCCCAAGUUAGAUGGAAGUGAUGUACCUCAACAAGUCCAAGGUGCUCCUGUAUUUCGCUCCGGGUCAAUGAGAGUGUUCUAAUACUGCUUCAAUACCAUUACCACCCGGUCAUGUUUCAUUGACAUCGUCAACCACUCGAUGCUUUCUUCGUCAGCGGGUACCACUUAAUAUUAGGGAGUCCUUGCUUAAUUCCAAAGUGCAUACUCUGAUCACUGUAUAUACAGUCUAUACAUAUUGUGAGUUGUAGUGUAUCGGUAUCGAUAGGAAAUUAUUUUAAUUUCUUUUUCAUACUGUUAACAAUAUUUUCUCUAUAUUGCUUGAAUGGUUUUUAAAAAGCAUCUUAUAUAUAUGAGAUAUCUUAUUGAUUACAUUGACUACAAUAAAAGUAUUUCAAUUCGGCUUCA